CUAAGGAAACUUAGUUGGUUAAGGCAGUUACAGCCCAAGGAUAAUGCCUUGUAACUUGAAUCAUAAGCAGUCUUUCCACAACUUACAAGCAAAUCAUAGUCACUUAAUUAACAAAUGUUAUUUCCCCAGUAUGUUCACUUAAUUGACAGCAAGCCAAGGCAUUCUUCCAUGACCUCAGCCUCCUCGUCCUCCCCUAGAACUGGCUUCCAUGGAGGUGAAGAACUGCUCUGCGGUGACAGAGUUCAUCCUUUUGGGAAUCCCACACACAGAGGGGCUGGAGAUGAUACUUUUUGUCUUAUUCUUGCCCAUCUAUGCCUGCACUCUGCUGGGGAAUGUGUCUAUCCUUGUUGCUGUUAUUUCUUCUGCUCGCCUUCACACGCCUAUGUAUUUCUUCCUGGGAAACUUGUCUGUGUUUGAUAUGGGUUUCUCUUCAGUGACUUGUCCCAAAAUGCUGCUCUACCUGAUGGGACUGAGCCGACUCAUCUCCUACAAACACUGUGUCUCCCAGCUCUUCUUCUUCCAUUUCCUUGGGAGCAUUGAGUGCUUCUUGUAUACAGUGAUGGCCUAUGACCGCUUCACUGCCAUCUGUUAUCCUCUGCAAUACACAGUCAUCAUGAACCCUAGGAUCUGUGUGGCCUUGGCUGUGGGCACAUGGCUGUUAGGGUGCAUUCAUUCCAGCAUCUUGACUUCCCUCACCUUCACCUUGCCAUACUGUGGUCCCAAUGAAGUGGAUCACUUCUUCUGUGAUAUUCCAGCACUCUUGCCCUUGGCCUAUGCUGACACAUCUUGGGCCCAGUGGGUGAGCUUCACCAACGUUGGCCUCGUAUCUCUUGUCUGCUUUCUCCUAAUUCUUUUAUCCUACACUAGAAUCACAGUUUCUAUCUUGAGUAUUCGUACAACCGAAGGCCGUCGCCGAGCCUUCUCCACCUGCAGUGCUCACCUCAUUGCCAUCCUCUGUGCCUAUGGGCCCAUCAUCACUGUCUACCUGCAGCCUACACCCAACCCCAUGCUGGGAACCAUGGUACAAAUUCUGAUGAAUCUGGUAGGACCAAUGCUGAACCCUUUGAUCUACACUUUGAGGAAUAAGGAAGUAAAAACAGCCCUGAAAACAAUAUUGCACAGGGCAGGUCAGAUUCCUGUUAGUAAGAGCAGAUAAAUGGGUACAUGACUCUGGAAUUCCUUCUGCUUUGACAUAUGAAAUUUCACUUUGGAAUCUUCAUGUGUGACAACAACUUUGAAAUUUUCAGCAGGUGAAUAAUAUGGACCACUAUGCUAUAAUACAUUAUCUUUUUGCAUAUUUUAUUUUAUUGUAUUAUCUAAGUUCUGCCUCUUCACCUAUCUUCAAAGUAAUAUAGUCUUGGUUAUUAUUACUUUGCCUUUCUUCUAUAGAGAAUUCCCUGUCCCUGGAAGGAAGGUCUUUUCUAUCAUGCCAUUUUCUUUUUCACCGCUUUUCUCAAUUUACUCCCCUCACACUAUUAGUGAGAAAAACCUAUGGGGAAAGGCAAUAAAAAAGGAGAAAAGAGAUUUUAAAUAACUGAUUAAAAGAAUAAUAUAAUUUUAAAAGUAUACAGGCUGGGCACGGUGGCUCACACCUAUAAUCCCAGCACUUUGGGAGGCCAAGGCAGGUGGAUCACGAGGUCAAAAGAUCAAGACCAUCCUGUUCAACAUGGUGAAACCCCGUCUCUACUAAAAAUACAAAAAUUAGCAGGGCAUGAUGGCUUACGCCUGUAGUCCAAGCUACUUGGGAGGCUGAGGCAGGAGAAUUGCUUGAACCCAGGAGGCAGAGGUUGCGGUGAGCCGAGAUCAUGCCAUUGCACUCCAGCCUGGGUAACAAGAGCAAAACUCCAUCUCAAAAGUAAAUACAUAAAUAAAUAAAUAAAUAAAACAAAAAUAUUAACAGACUAAGGACUAGAGUCAAGAUGUAGGUUUUUUGUUUUGUUUUGUUCCUUUCUCAAACAUCUGGAAAGGGAAUUACUUAGAAUUUGUCAGCAAGGAUGUUCAUCCCAUAUCUGACCUCAUGCCUGAUUUCUCUGCCUCAAGGUUUUUAGGCAGAUCAGAUUAGCCCCACUGCCUAAGGAAAGCGAAAAGCAUUGUGGCUAGUCUACCAAACUUGAGUCUGUUUCCAUCUUGCUACCAGCUACUAAUGUGGCAAGUAGUGUGGUAACUAUUUAGUAGUUUUAUCAGGUCAGGUGAAUGGAUUGGGCCAAUGGCUUUCCAAGCCUGAUUCAAGGAGCCCUGAGCCUCCAGUGAAUUUAUCCUGAGGUUUCCAUAUUAAAUAUAGUUAGUGAGAACUUUCUGUUUGCUUAUCAUAUGUGUUAAGUUUUUAGGUAAGAUUCCACUGGAAGAAGUUUGAAGCUUCUGGACUUUUUGAUCUCUCUGGUACCUUGUAAGGUUAAAAAGCAUGAUCCCUGUGGUACCGUGCAAGAUUAAAAAACAUUUUUGUUCUGCCCAUAACUUUAAAGGUGUUUCUGCCUUUUCUUUGACACCUGAAUCUCAGCCUUACCUCUUAGAUGUUCACUUGGGCUUGCUAGACUUGGUAAGCUUCAUGGAUUAUUCCAUUACCUGCCAAACAAUUCUACUCUUCCAAAAAAAUCUGUAAAGAAAAUAUUUAUACUUAUAUUUGGUCUCAGGCAACCUCCUCACUUUUUGAUGUGUAUCAAAAUUAUCUACUUUGACUCAAAAACAGCUACACAGAAGCUUUGUGGAGCCAUUGAUUAGAUCUGAAAACCCCAUAGAAGACAGAGAUACUUAGCAUUUUCCUGGAUUCAUUGUAUGAACUGCCUAGGGUACACAUAAUUUUAUCUCUUUACACCUCUUACCAAAAUACUAGGCACCAUGUUAUCAAAAUUCUAACUAGAAAGCUUCCUAAUCCACUGUGAUGUACGAAAAUAAAUUCAGCUUCAUAUUCUCCGUUUUAUCCCUUUUUAAAAAUCUCCUAAGCAUGACACCCACAUUGCAAAGUUUCCUUCCAGAAUUCUCCAUAUCCUUGGAACUACCAAGUUUAUAAUUGUCUUAAUAGCCUCUUCACUUAUUUGUGCCUCAAAUUUCUGUCUUGGAUUCAGUAGUAUAAACAUUGUCAUUUUUAGAGGCCUAUUUGUCAGAUAUUAUCAGAAAUUCUAUAUAAAAUUAUCUCAUUUAUUCCUCAAAACAAUCUUUGAUAUUUGUGCUAUUGUUCCCACUUUACCAUGAGAGGCCCAGGAUAUAAAAGCAAGGCUUUUACGCUUAAACACUAAGAAACUGCUUCCAAAAUGCUUAGAAAUCUUUCCAACUAGGAAGAGAUAAGAAACCAAGAGGAAGCACCUGACUUCAUCCGUGUCAGCCCAAGAAGCAUAUUACAUCCAAGAUAGAGUUAUUUUCUCCCACUCUUACAAAGGAAACAGUAACCAAGGGAGUCAAUGGUGGGCUUAACUCCAGAACGUAGAUGGCAGAGGCCUCAAGUGGGUGAGGCAUCUCAGUGCGGCAGAGGCCACACUGAGAAAUGAUUGGGCAUACCAAGAGGGACACAGCAAUGGUGACUCAGAAAAGAAGGGCCACACAGGAAUAAGCAGUGUCACAUCUUCAUGUCUUCUUCCAGUAAAAACAGACAAGAGCCAUAGAUGAAGGCACGGGAACCUUUGUAUCACUGAGUAUUGCUGGAAGGAGGAGAGGUGACUGAGAAUACAAAAAUCAGCAAGAGCUUGAAAGAAAGCCCUGUCUCCAAAUACCCACCUUAUGCCUUCUGUCACCUGUGCUCCACCCCUCUCAUUAGGAAGUAUCCUGACUAAUAUAAGGAGAUGGCUGUUGACUUUCAGUUACUGAUUUCUCACUCAA
Messenger RNA from Callithrix jacchus (white-tufted-ear marmoset), 3810 nucleotides. Its product is annotated as olfactory receptor 10D3. Gene Ontology annotation, cellular component: membrane. Lineage: Eukaryota; Metazoa; Chordata; Mammalia; Primates; Cebidae. The record is from RefSeq and is a predicted model, not a curated record. Gene Ontology annotation, biological process: G protein-coupled receptor signaling pathway. Gene Ontology annotation, molecular function: olfactory receptor activity; G protein-coupled receptor activity.